Molecule: messenger RNA, 2634 nt
Organism: Purpureocillium lilacinum
Lineage: Eukaryota; Fungi; Ascomycota; Sordariomycetes; Hypocreales; Ophiocordycipitaceae
Biological process (GO): transmembrane transport
Cellular component (GO): plasma membrane
Molecular function (GO): oligopeptide transmembrane transporter activity
Source: RefSeq, a predicted model, not a curated record
AUGGCCCGCGCCAGGGUCGAAGCUGUCGAUGAUGUCGACAGCUCGCCCGCCAUCCAGACCGUCUCUGAGGAGAAGCCGACCUUGAGCCGCAUUAUGAGCCGCUACGGCGACCAGAUCCCUCAUGAGAUGAUGGAGACGCUUGCUCCCAACGGCGAGGCCGAGUAUAUCCUCGACAAGAUCAACAACAUGUCCGAAGACGAAGCCAUCGCCAUCAUCACCGAGUCGCUCGAAUUUCACUCGGACGACUGGAACUUCCCCUCGGAUAUGCGUGAGCGCAUGCAGAAGCUCCUUCUGGGGCCCAAGGCCUACGGAGAGUUCUACGACCGCGACCUGCGCAUUGAUGCAACCAUGAUGAAGUACUCGUCGCCCUACCCCGGUGUCCGUGCUGUCGCCAGCCCCAUCGAUGAUGAGGUGCCCAUUGAAACGUUCCGCGCCUACUUUCUGGGCAUAGGCUGGGCCAUCAUUGGCACCUUUAUCGCGACCUUCUUCAACUCGCGUUUCCCUGGCAUCAGCCUCGGCAGCUAUGUCAUCCAGAUCUUCUUGUUCCCGUGCGGCAAGUUCCUUGAGAAGGUUCUCCCUGACUGGGGCUUCACCGCGUUUGGCUCGCGUCAUACGCUCAACCCUGGGCCCUGGACGUUCAAGGAGCAGAUGUUUGCCACCAUCACCUACAACAUUGCCAUCUACACAACCAACGCCUACGGCAUGAUCCUUGUCCAGCGCUCUUCCGUUUAUUAUGGCCUCGACUUCAUCCACUUCGGGUACCAGCUGAUGCUUACCCUCUUCACCCAGCUCAUGGGCAUGGGUUUCGCCGGCUACCUCCGUCGCUUCAGUGUGUACCCUGUCAAGGCCCUGUGGCCCACCCUGCUGCCCAUCAUCGCCAUGAACAGGGCUCUCACCAAGGCAGAGCCGCGCGAGAACAUCAACGGCUGGACCAUCUCCCGGUUCAGGUUCUUCCUAUACACCGCCGCCGGCAUGUUCGUUUACUACUGGCUACCCGGUUACCUCUUCACCGCGUUGUCGCAGUUCAACUGGAUGACGUGGAUCGCCCCCGACAACUUCCUCCUUGCCCUGCUGACGGGCUCCAACAUGGGUCUCGGCUACUUCAACCCCAUCACCACCUUUGAUUGGAAUGUCGCCACCUCGUCGUAUCAAGCGCUGUCACAGCCCUUCUUUUGCACGUGCACCAUGUACUUUGGCAGCAUCUUCGGCGGGCUCAUCAUCCUGGCCAUCUUCUACAAGAACGCCUACAACACAGGCUACAUCCCGAUUAAUUCGUCGUCAGCAUUUGCCAACGACGGGACACCAUACAAGGUUCAGAAUGUCGUCACAAACAACAAGCUUGACUUCGACAAGUACCAAGCGUACUCGAUGCCUUUGUACUCGGCAGGCUACAUCCUCACCGUCGCCGCCAACUUCGUCUUUUACCCCGUCUAUUUUCUCUACAUGAUGUUCAACCAGUGGAAGACGGUAUCCAAGGCCUACGUUGACUUUUACAAGGGCCUUCGCUAUGGCAAGGGCAACUACGAGGAUGCAAUGGACGUGCACAGCCGCACCAUGGCCAAAUACAAGGAGGUGCCCGACUGGUGGUUCCUUGUCAUCCUUUUUGGUGCCAUUAUCCUGUCGUGUGUUUUCGUCAGUGUCUACCCGCUGGACACGCCCGUGUGGCUCGUCUUCCUCAUCAUCGGCAUCAACCUCGUUUUCGCGGUGCCCUUGUCCCUGCUUUCUGCGACCACGGGCACCAACCUGAGUCUUGGCACUCUCAUUCAGAUCAUCACAGGCUACCUCCUGCCCAACAACCCGAACGCCUUCCUCUUCGGACAGACCCUUGGCUCGUGGGCUCUGGCGGGCUACGGCGACAACUAUGUGCAAGAUCAAAAGAUGGCUCACUACACCAAGAUGGCACCGCGAGCCGUUUUCCGCUCCCAAAUUGGCACCAUCAUCAUCACUUGCUUCGUCGCCGUUGGAACGCAGAACUUUAUCCUCAACAACGUCGAAGGACUCUGCACCCCAGACCAACCGAGCAGGUUUACGUGUGCCAACGACGGCGCGCCGCUCUAUGCCAACUCACUCAUGUGGGGGCUUCUCGGGUCGGAUCGCAUGUUUGGCCACUUGUACCCAAUCCUGAAGUGGUGUUUCCUCAUCGGCGCGCUCAUCGCGCUCGUCUUCCUCGUGGGCCAGAACUACGGGCCAAAGUACCUCCCGCAGGUCAAGGAGAAGCUGCGUCGGUCGCUCCGCCCAAACACAUUUGCAAAGCUGGACAAGACGCUGUUUCCCUUCGUGGCUUCGUUGUUGUGGCUUAACCCCAUCCUCGUCAUUCAAGGAGUUCAGCACUGGGCGCCGUCCAACAUGUCGUACAAGACCCCAGGUUUCAUCCUCUCCUACAUUUUCAUGUACUGGAUGCCGAGACGUCGGCUGGCCUGGUGGUCCAAGUACAACUACACUCUGUCAGCGGCGCUCCAGGUCGGAGUCGCUGUCUGCGCUCUCGUCAUGUUCUUCGCCGUGUCUUAUCACCCCAAGACCCUGAAGUGGUGGGGGAAUACAGUCAGCGGCGCCGGCAUGGAUGGCAAGCAGAUUGGAAGGUUGCCUAUUCCAGCGCGUGGAUAUUUUGGCCCUGAGAAGGGCACGUUCCCUUAG